Messenger RNA from Sclerotinia trifoliorum, 908 nucleotides. Lineage: Eukaryota; Fungi; Ascomycota; Leotiomycetes; Helotiales; Sclerotiniaceae. The record is from the annotation of a GenBank genome assembly.
CAGCUUGGUUUCAAUGUUAUACUCGUAACCUUAUCAAAGGAAAGGAGGAACGAAAGAAAGAAGGAAGGAAAGAAAGAAGGAAAGAACCAAGGCACAAAUAUGAUAGAACCUUAACCUUACGCACUAGUGAAAAUGGCGUCGUGGCGUAGAUUAAUAGAGAGAGGGAGAGAUGGAGAGGUAUAAAAGGUUCUCAGUAACCUAUUUCUCUCUCUCGAUCUUUCUGUUUCCUUUUCUGAUACAAUAACCUUAUCAAUAACUACUCUACUCCAGUUAGUUAAUCUCACAAUUAUACUAAACAAUCAACCAAACAACCAAAACACCACAAUGGAUUUCGUAAACAAAGCCAAAGACGCCAUCAAAAGCAGCUCAUCUGGAAGCACCGGGACAACCAACACCAACACCAACACCAACACAGCCAGCGGAGCCGGAAAAGAAGAUUACGGCGACAAAGGUAAUUAAAUUAUAUAUCCUCCCCCUCUCCCCUCUCCCCGAAACCCCUCCAUAUCCAAACAACCUUCCCUUCCUCUCCUCUCCUCGCACAUAUUCCCAAACCUAUAACAAAUUACAUACAUAACUAACCCCUACCCCCCCAACCCCAGGUCUCAGUUUCCUCGAGAAAAAAACAGGUCAUACACUAUCCCGAGAUCAAAAUGAGAAGAUCACAGAUGGAGCGAGGAAUUUAUAUGAGAAGCAGACUGGGUAUGUUUUUUCUCUCCAAUACAUUCAAUGGUUUAUUACUUUUUGGGGGAUGUUCCUUUGGCUAAUGAAUGAAUGAAUGGUCUUGAUAUAUAGAUCGAAGGUUAAUUCCAAGUUUUCUAAUUAAUUCUAAUUAAUUGGGGAGUGGGUGGGGUGGGGUUUGUGAUGGAGAGAGGGAUGGUUUUUUAUACUUUCGUAACUUACUUACUUAC